Taeniopygia guttata (zebra finch) is the source of this 1641-nucleotide messenger RNA. The record is from RefSeq and is a predicted model, not a curated record. Lineage: Eukaryota; Metazoa; Chordata; Aves; Passeriformes; Estrildidae.
AUGGAGCAGAAACCCCUAAGAGUGCCCAAGCUGGCCGGGGUGGAGGAAGAGGACAAAGGCCCUGGAGCUGCCCCAGGGCAUGAGACUGAAGAAGUGGUGCCAUUCAAGCAGCUGCAGGAGGAUGCAGCCCUGGAGCGGACACAAGAACCCGCCCGUGGCCGCUUCCGCAGAACAGCGCAGACCAUCCGUCAAUUCAUCACGUGCAUUUGGCAGGAAGAGAGCACAGGUGUGGGCACCGGGAUCUUGGCAAGCUUUCACCUCUUCAGUGCCGAGACCAGUGCUGCCAUGCUGGAUUUGCUGGUGGAGAAGGGUGUCUCCAAUGCAAAGCAAGUGCCAGCCAUGGUGAGGUACAUCCACCGGUGGCUCACGGCCAACGAGUCUGCUGAGCACAGGCUGGACAAGGCCCUUCUGGAGCUGACCAAGGAAUACCCCUCUGACGUGCUGAUCACUCUCUUGCGCUGGGCCCCAUCGUGUGACAGAGCUGCCGUGACCAUGUGGGGGACCAUCAUGUCCUCGAGCAGGACCGCCGAGCCGGCGCUGCAGAUCCUCCUCGAUGAGCUGAGCGCCUGGCCAGAGGACAGCGUGUACACCUCUGAUGGGGACAGCACAGGGGUCUUUGCCCUGGCUGCAACAGUGACAAUGUGGAGGGUCUUCAAUCUGACCUGGUGCCCACCUGUAGUGCAGGUAUAUUUCCCCAAACUCCUUCUGCGUCUGCUCUUCCAAGCUUACAUCAGCACGCUGGAUAUGCCAGAAGAGGUGGAUACCUUCUGGAAGAGAUGCCAGGAGCAACACGGCCUUGCCGCCCACCCCAACAGCUUUGCACUGCAGACCCUGAAGGCCCUGCUCUGCCAAAUGCAGUACGAUGACGUGGUGCUAGCAAUGGAACGCAGGUGUGCCUGGAACAUGCUGCUCUGUGCCCACACCCACCACUAUGCAGUGGGUCUGCUGGCCAGGGAGAUGCGCCGUGUCUCCAUCAUCUGGCGCUGCAGGAUCGCAUCCUGCCUCUUUGACCUACUCAGCCAAGACAUUUCAGACUGGGAACUGCCCGCCCUGACGUUCCUGGUGGAGGUCCUGGACUGCCUGGACUUGAGUGAAUGCGGUGAAAAGGUCCUGCAGAUCAUGACAAGGCACCUGAAGAGACGGUCCAGAGAGAUGCGUCGCGUGGCGCUCAGAGGCCUCGUGGUGCUCAGCCAGGACCCCUCGAUGAACCAAAGAAUGUACAGCCUGACUGAAAGCCUUGGCAACCUCCUGCGGGCCGUGGAUGAAGACAUUGUUGAGACGACCAUCGUUGUUCUCAGCUCUCUGCUCUUCAACAAGGAGAUAGCAAUAGCCAGCCCCAUCGCCCUGCAGCUGGCUGAGGCGCUCUGGCAACUCUUCGACAAUGUAAAGCUCUGUGCCCCCAGCCAUGGGCACCGGGCGCCGCCUGGAAGCCCGGUGCCUUGGGCCUGUUCACAGGGGGGCCUGAAGCAGCUGAUGUGGAGGGGUUUUGCUUCCUUUCCAACAGGACAACAGCCAUGUGAAGCUGCUCUCCGUUCGCCUCUUCCAAGAGGUGAUGAACUUGGUGGUGGCCAAGGGAAAAAAGCCCCUGAAGAAGCAUGUGAGGCAGAGCCUGCUCCCACUCUUCUUCAACUGUCACGAUGA